This is a messenger RNA of Neoarius graeffei (lesser salmon catfish), 1564 nucleotides long. RefSeq names its product PDZ binding kinase (gene pbk). Bases 183 to 1181 code for a protein of 332 amino acids. NCBI's taxonomy places the organism in Eukaryota, Metazoa, Chordata, Actinopteri, Siluriformes, Ariidae. The transcript has 7 exons. Gene Ontology annotation, molecular function: protein serine/threonine kinase activity; ATP binding. Gene Ontology annotation, biological process: protein phosphorylation. The record is from RefSeq and is a predicted model, not a curated record.
AGAUUGCAGCUAAAGCCAAACGGAAGAGUUUUGAAAGACGGGCGCGGAUUUUCAAAAAAAAAAAAAAAUUCACACAGGUUUGUUGUUAGGACAUUAGCUAGCUGACUGACUAAAUAGGCACACACACAAUUUGUAAAUAGACGUCUCCUGGAUUCCUGUUUGUUGUUAUUAAUUUCAGUAAAAUGGAGGCCGAGUCACCAGAUACCUUUAAAACUCCGUGUAAACCGGCGAAGAUGAAGAGUUCAGUUAGUACAUGUGGAACCCCAGUCACUAUUCCAGCGUCUCCAUUUAUGAAGAAGCUUGGCUGUGGCACCGGUGUGAGCGUCUACCUCAUGACCAGAAAUGGAAAACAGAUUCAGUCACCGUGGGCCAUUAAGAAGAUCAGCAGCAAGUGUGCAAAGACUCAGAAGAACGUGUACCAGAAGCGGUUGUGUGAGGAAGCAAAGAUCUUAAAGGAACUGCAGCAUCCAAAUAUUGUUGGUUUUAGAGCGUUCACCACAGCGAAGGAUGGCUCGAAGUGUUUGGCGAUGGAGUAUGGAGGAGAGCUGUCUCUCAAUGACCUGAUUGAAAAGAGGAGAGAGGAGGGCCUCCAGGCCUUCCCAGUUGCCACUAUUGAAAAAGUGGCUCUUCAUGUAGCUCGUGGUUUGCAUUAUUUGCACAACGAGAAAAAGCUGCUGCAUGGAGACAUGAAAUCCUGCAACAUCGUCAUUAAAGGUGACUUUGAGACUGUCAAAAUCUGUGACGUUGGUGUUUCCCUGCGAUUAGAUGAAAAUAUGCAGGUGAGCAACCCAAAGGCCUGCUACAUUGGCACCGAGCCAUGGAAACCCAAAGAGGCGCUGGAGGAUGGGCUAAUCACCGACAAAGCGGAUAUCUUUGCAUAUGGACUCACCCUGUGGGAGAUGAUGACCCUCUCUGUGCCUCACCUAGAGAUGCUCGACAGCGAGGAGGACUCAUUUGAUGAGGACUACUUUGAUGAAGAUGCAUAUUAUGAGAGGCUGGGAACCCGACCUCCACUGGAUGCAGGCACUCUGGGCAGCGCCUACCAGAGUAUGGUGGAACUUUUCUGUCUCUGUACUGAGGAAGAUCCCAGCAAAAGGCCUUCAGCUGCUCACAUUGUUCAGGCCCUGGAGUCCAACAGUCAGCUGGAUGAUAAAGGCAUUGAGGUGAUUGUUAUAGAUUAAGAGCUUCUUGUGUAUGGUGGAUUUUCUAGUCUUUUCUCAUUGUAACUUCUUUCAUGUCUGAUUUUUAAACUUCUCCCUAAAAUUGUACAGAAGUCAUUCUAGUUAUAACAUGCAAGUUAUUGAUUUACUGUAUGUAGAUUUAGACUUGUUCCAUGAUAAGUUGCAUGUGAUGCUAGAAUUGUAAAAUGAUUAGAUUCAGUGAUUUCACUUAUUUACAAGCGGAGCAUUUUGUGCUCAAACACUUUGUUCUGUGUAUAGUCAAAGGAGUCUUAUUUUAUAAUACAUGAAUAGCUAAGAGAUCUACUUAAUUUAAGAAAAAAAAAUGUAUUGACAUUUCACCCUGACAGGAGUACAGAACUGUAAUAAAAAAUGUAUCAACACCA